GAACGCUGCCGCUCUUGAACGCCCCCGUUGCGUAAUUGAAACGCGGAGGGAGGGAUCUUUCCAGCAGUUAAUUUGAGAGGGCAGACCAUUCAGCACGUUGUCUAUUAACCAGCCUUGACUGAACUCUGUGUGUCAGAGUCUGAGGAUGAAGGUCGCUGUGCUUGGAGCCACUGGGCAGACUGGACAGUAUCUGGUCAACCAGGCGCUGCAGCAGGGUCAUACAGUCACUGCUAUCGUCAGGAAUCCAGGAAAACUCACCAUCCAUCAUGACAAUCUCAAGGUGGUGGAAGCUGAUAUUUUCUCAGCAGAGAGUCUCAAAACUCAUUUCAAAGGACAGGAUGUAAUCAUGUCCUGCCUUGGCUUCCCGGUCUCCAUCUUCUCUGCGGUGACGGGCUACACCCUGUCCAUGAAAGUUAUUAUCAGCGCCAUGCGAGAGGCCCAAGUCAACAGAAUCAUCACCAUGACCUCCUGGUACACUGAACCUAAUUCUGGAACGCAGUCACCUUAUCUCAUCCGGUUCCUCCUGCUGCCGUUGAUCCGAAGUGUCCUCACCAACAUGCAUCAGAUGGAGCAGUUCCUGCAGGAGACUGGGGACAUCAACUGGACUGUGGUUCGCCCACCUGGUCUCAAGAACCUGCCUGCCUCAGCUCAAGAGUUCCUGACCCAUGAGGGAUACUUUGUGCCUGACAAUAGUGGUUACCCUGUAGGGAGCACAGUGGGAAGAGGAGACGUGGCUCGCUUUAUGCUCUCUCUCCUCAACAACAAUGCCUGGGUCAAAAAAGGAGUUGCCAUCAUUACCAAAUGAAAAAGAAUACGCCAGUGUUUGUUGUAUUAAAGGGUCAGUUCACCCAAAGUGCAAUUUAAUCUCUAGUGGUAUCUAGAUGCAGAUAUUUUUAAGUCGGAUGUUUCAGUGCUGUGAGCACCACAAACAAAGUUCAGUUCAUCUCUGUCUAAGCAGAAGUUACAGAAAAAGAAAUAUAUCUUCAAACUAUCUUCAUGGUUAGAUACCACUGGAGUUAUGGAAAAAAAAAAUCUCUUUUUAUUGAAUUUGGAGGAGCUGGCCUUAAAUAAAAUGUGCUAUCAAU
This is a messenger RNA of Larimichthys crocea (large yellow croaker), 1085 nucleotides long. Its product is annotated as flavin reductase (NADPH). The coding region runs from base 146 to 805 and encodes 219 amino acids. Lineage: Eukaryota; Metazoa; Chordata; Actinopteri; Sciaenidae. The record is from RefSeq and is a predicted model, not a curated record. The transcript has 5 exons.